ACGACGACCCUCUCAUGACACAACAGUCCAAGAAGAAACAACGAGUUGAUGAUGAAUCCAUUCCCACAGACUCUGGCACAAAGCCAAUCCAGCUCCAACGACGCCGAGUCUGGCGAGCAUGCGAGAGUUGCAGGCGGAAGAAGAUCAAAUGCGACGGCUGCGAGCCUACUUGUUCUCAGUGUCAGAGCUCUGGAUCCCAGUGCACCUGGCUUCAGACCAAAGACAGAGCGGCUUUAAGCAGACACUAUGUGCAAGAGCUUGAAGCAAGAUUGCUGCACAUGGAGUCCGUGUUUGCUCAGAUAACUCCCGUCCUCGACCAACUAGGCCCUUCACUCAAUCUCCCCGGUGUGCCCGGAGCAUCCACCAAUCCAGAGACGUCAAGUGAUGGUGGACUGGCUCCCGCAUCUGCAGUACUACAAGCCCUCUCCUCGAAAGUGGCCUCAGAAAUCCAGGUGGCAGAGCAGUCUUCCCCAGAAUCUUCGAUCGUCAAGAUGGAGGACGAGGUCUCUGAAGCACUUGGGCAGCUGGCUCUAGACGAGCAUGGGCACAUGCGCUGGAUAGGGGGCUCCUCCACUAUGUCCCUCAUACAGUCGUUUCGGUCUAUGACCACUCCCCCGCUUCACCGGAUCUCACCCAUGGAGGAGGACCCGCGGGCGCCCGGACCGAGUGCCAACAAGCUAUAUUUCCCAGCCUCAGUCUUCUUUGGCAAAGUCCAUGCCUUACCAGGUGCGGAGGAAGUCGAGUAUCCUGACGAAGAUUUGGCCGAGAAACUGGUGGAUGCGUAUUUCUCCCGUUUGCACUUCCUUUUUCCUGUCGUGGAUAAGCCUUCCUUCAUGCAGAAGUACAGAAGCCUGAUGAACAACAGAAGGAAGGGCGAUGUCAAUUACGUCCAAGCUGAGGCAGCUUUCACAUCUGUGGUCUUCGCAAUUUUUGCUUGCGCUGCGAGGUUCGUUGACGAUCCUCGUCUUCACGGGGAAACGUCGGAUGACGGUGGUAUGGGCAUGAUUUACUACGAAAGAGCUCUCAUUCUACAUUAUAUCAGUCAUGCUUCCAUUCAGUUAUAUCACGUCCAAAGUCUCGCUCUUAUGUCGUCAUUCCUCUGCUCUGUCAAUUGCUUGCCGCAGGCCUGGCUGUUGGUAGGACAAGCAGUGCGUUCCGCCCAAGAUUUAGGGCUUCAUCGUUCUUCUAGGCGAUUGAAUGCGCCUGUAAUUGAGAAGGAAACGCGCAAAAAGGUCUGGUGGUCUGUCUACGCAUUGGACCGUAUGCUUGCUCUUGCUCUUGGCCGCCCCCUCGGCGUUGAGGAUUCCGACUGUGACGCUGAGUUUCCAGUUGAUGUGGACGACGAAGCAUUACCUGCAUAUUUCAAUGGAAACCCUGUGGACCAGAAGCAGCCAUCCCUUAUGUCUGGCACAUUGUUCCUUAUCCGACUCUACCAGAUUUGCGGUCGUGUCCUUCGGCAAGUCUAUGCCAUCGACAACUACAAGGAUGUCCUUGAGCCAGAGAAGAAAACGGAUCUUCAACGCCGUGUCGAUGUUCUGGAUGCUGAACUCACCCAGUGGUUUGAGGAAUUACCGGCUGCCUUUAAGACUGCACCGGCCAAUGAGCAGCAAUAUUCGAUGGGCGCCGUCCUCUGCAGUCACUACUACUCCGUGCACACGGCUUUGCAUCGCAACUUCUUGCCGGUCAAAAGGAACGAGCUUACUUCCCUUUCCUCCACGGCGAAAGCAAUGACCUCAGCUCGUGCUUGCAUCCGCCUCUCCGUAACGAUCAACCAAGUUGUACCCCCAUCUCACCACUUGUCCUUCUUCAUCCAACAUCUCUUUAGCUCCGCUGUAAUCGUACUGCUUUACGCCAUGCACAGUGAUCCUAAAGCUGCACCGGCUGCUAUGGACGAGGUUCGGACUUGCCUGCGACCGCUGGAGGCUUGGGAGGGUCACUGGCCGGGUGCCCGGAAGUGCAAGGAGUUGUUAAACGAACUUAUUACCACGGCGGAUGAUGCCGUGAGGAAGCAGACAAUGCCUCCGCCCGUGGCACCAGCACUUCUUGAGCGACGGCACUCCGUUUCAACCUCGGCUCAAAAUUCGCAAUUCUCUGGCGCGAGUCGGCCGAUGAAAAGCAAGCCUAGGCGGAUCAGCCGCUCUCGAGAUCCUAGCGCAACGAGGCGUGCUCCCGUGAGCGCUCCUUACAGAACUGACUCCCAAAGAAACAGAUCUACAUCUCGGAAACGAGGCCAUGAUGAAAGUGAAGGGCUCCCAAGCCCUCAUCCUUCCAUCCAUAGCGUUCUUAGUAGCCCCACCGUAACAGGUCAAAAACCUAGUCCACAUGGUUCUCCUGCCUCGGGCAAUCUUCCGUCUCCGUCCAUGUCGAACGUCGAGGGUCCUCACAAUCUCGAAGACAGCCCGCAAAUGACACAUGCGUCUCCGUACGCUUUCAGUGGCACAUCACUUUCGCCGCUUCAUGUUCCAUCUCCUCGAUUUGACUACGACUAUGGGAUACACCAAAGCCCACUCGCUGCCUCUUCUUCGCAUACAUGGGACGUCACCGGGUCAGAACCCCAGAUGUUUUCGCCGAGCUCACCGACUAAUCCGGCAUUCAAUACUGGGUUUGAGUCCCAUCCGACUACUAUGGACGCCUGGUUCAACGGAUCGUCGGAUUUGCAAUAUACGCUGUCUACGACGCCUCCAGGAGCAUCAUUUGCAACACCUGGUUUGCCCUUCCACGGACUGGAUUACAUCCGAAAUUACAACCCAAACGGAUAUCCUGUUCACGAUCAGGACUCCCUUUGGCAACAAGGCCUUGAAAACGUCAAUUUUGGAUUUGAUCCUGAGUUGCCCUUCAACUUCGGCGAUGGACAUCCCGAGAGCCAUGACAACGUCCAACAUUCCUCUUCCUCUCACCAAGCUCAGCAGUGAUGGGACGGCUUUCCAAUGAGCUUUGGCGCAUGAUUUUGUACUGACCAUCUAGUGUAUCCAUACUUGACUCGCUUUCGUCUGUUGUAUCUGGAUUUUUCUCGCCUUUCCUCUACCUCUACCUACUCUACUGCCUAUGCACCCCAUCUUCCGUGUUGCCAUUGGUCUUAAUCUGCGCCUUUGACGGACAGUGUACAGUAUACCAUAUACGGAACGGCUACCCCGGACUUCCGGGUGCCGGAGCCUCUGUUGCUCCGGACUAGAGUACUUAGGAACGUCACGCAUCUACUACAUAGAAAUUAAUACUCAUUCUUGUCCCG
This is a messenger RNA of Coniophora puteana RWD-64-598 SS2, 3229 nucleotides long. RefSeq lists its product as uncharacterized. Gene Ontology annotation, biological process: DNA-templated transcription; regulation of DNA-templated transcription. The coding region runs from base 15 to 2912 and encodes 965 amino acids. Gene Ontology annotation, molecular function: zinc ion binding; DNA-binding transcription factor activity, RNA polymerase II-specific; DNA binding. NCBI's taxonomy places the organism in Eukaryota, Fungi, Basidiomycota, Agaricomycetes, Boletales, Coniophoraceae. The record is from RefSeq and is a predicted model, not a curated record. The transcript is spliced from 7 exons.